Messenger RNA from Sinocyclocheilus anshuiensis, 7548 nucleotides. Its product is annotated as helicase with zinc finger domain 2-like. The record is from RefSeq and is a predicted model, not a curated record. NCBI's taxonomy places the organism in Eukaryota, Metazoa, Chordata, Actinopteri, Cypriniformes, Cyprinidae. Gene Ontology annotation, molecular function: ATP hydrolysis activity; 5'-3' DNA helicase activity; RNA binding.
UAUCCAGCAUCGCUCAGCAACAUCUCUAUAAAUUGUUUAAACACAUCUUGAUGCAGAGCGGCUGAAUCAUCCAGUGUUACAGGAAGAUUGUGACAUAUUACUAAACUUUUGGGAUGAGAAAGAAAAUAUGAAGGGCUUUCGUGUAUUCUAAAUCAUGGCUCUUGCAGGAAAUCAUAACUUUCUUCAAACGUUAAAAACGAGGUUCAGUCUGUGUGUCAGGUGUAAUAAAUGCUGUAAAAAACACAAUGAGAUUUCAUACUCACUUAACCAGGUCAUCCAUGACUGUUCCGAAGACAUCUUGCUGAUCAAGCGGAAACGUAAAAAUUCAGUGUGGAGGCCUGUUGCCCACCGGCCAGGCCGUCCCAGACCUGGAAAGUAUGUUGUUUGUCAGUACUACACUAAAGAAACUGGAUGCAAGCAGCAUGGAAGUAGAUGUACCUUUGCUAGGAGCUCAGAGGAAGCAGCAAUAUGGAACGUCAUGAAGCAUGAAAAACUGACAAUUCCUAAGAUUGUGAAUAUGACUAAACAAAAUCAAAGGACACCACAGUCAAAGUCUCGAAGGAAAGGAGGGCAGUUUGCCUGCACAUUAUGUCAAGUCCACUUCCCGAAAGCUGAGAAACUGAUGAACCACUGUUUCACUGUGAAGCACAGGAGACUGAUCUUUGAUGAGACCUAUCAGACUUGGAAGUACCGUGAUCCGCCACCAACAUACAAGGACCUGAAAUUGUGUGGAAGAUCCCUAAUAUGCGAGUAUGGUGAUAACUGCACAAAGGCGCACAGUCAAGAGGAACUUCGUGAAUGGCAAAAAAGACUCAAGGCUUCACGAAAAAGAGCCAGAGAUGCAGCCGAGAUGGGUCUACUGUCCUAUCAGGACAAGCUUUUGGAGGAAUACAGACACAGCAACGACAAGAAAAUGAUUGUCAGCGACACCCUUCCUGAUGUUUCUAUCAGCUGUGACACAGAUAUAGACAGUGUGUAUGUACGGAAAAAGGGAAUACAGUGUACAUGGAAUUUUACCAUUAUUUCUAAGGAACCUCUAGAAGUUAUUGCUUUACUCAGAAGGGAACUGGGGGCGACAUUCAGCCUCAGUAAAGACCCCCAUGAGGAACGGACAUAUUCCACUAGUGCUUGGUUUAAAAAGAACCAAACCGAGUAUGAAAUCCCAGUGUUCUUCAAAUCUGACCAUCCAGGCUUGUAUGAGCAGUGGGUAGUGUUUGACUUCAACACGAGACCCGUACUACGACAAAAAAUCAAGGUCAGAGUUGGAGAGGAUGAGUGUAAGGGAACAUCAGUCACGACCCCAGCACCUGAGGUUCCCCUAGAAAAACAAGAGUCUGCCAGGAAUCUUGAGCCCUGGUAUGAGGAAAGCCUGGAAAUCAUUCCUUUCUUUGAAAGAGAAGAGGCAGAGAGAGAGCUGAUAAACAGAUACAAGCUUAUCAUGAUAGAUGAGAUGAACAGUGUGAUUAACCGUGACAACUACAAACACAGCAUGCACAAUUUUUUAUAUCAGGAGGAAAAGGUCGAAGGUGAACUGCUUACCAGGCUGAAUCUACGAGGGACUGCGCAGUUGCAAAAUUGCCUGUCUGAUGACAGGUUUGGUUUAAAAUGUGCUUAUCCCGGGACACUUCUUGCUGCUGUGCCUCUGUCUCACACACUCACUCCUGAUGCUCCUCAAGGCUUCAUAGUGAAAAGACACACAAUCAGAUCUCUUGUUCAUGUUGUGAAAAACAACGAAUAUCUUGGACCUAUUUAUGAGGCUGAAUUUCUGAAAGACGCUGCCACAGAGACACAAUUACUUUUGCAGCUUUCCAAACAAUGCUGCACUGAUUUGAACCUGCAGAAUGGACAACAGUGUGAGAUGGAAGUCCAGUUCCAACUAAAUCGUCUCUGGUUCUGUGAGAUGCACAAGGCCAUUGAUGAUCUCACCAACUUAGACAAAGUCUUACCUAAUCUGAAAAACAGCAAGUUCUGUAUUUCUUCCCAGUCAGAUACAGGAGAGUUAAAUGAGAAGCAGCAAGCAGCAAUGAACUUUGUUCUGGGUGUAACAGACAACAGAUGCAGCAUCCCACCUUUGUUGAUUUAUGGACCUUUUGGAACAGGGAAAACUCAAACCCUUGCCAAGAUGAUCCAAGCUCUUGUGCAGCAACCACAGAACAAAAUCCUGAUUUGCACACACACAAACAGUUCUGCUGAUCUCUAUGUAAAAGGCCAUUUUCAUGAAUAUGCAGCUGUUCAUCACGAAGCCAAACCUUUGAGAAUCAAGGCAAAGGAAAGCAAUCCCAGAUCUACUGAUACCAUCACUCUACAGUACUGCCAUUUAUCCAGAGAUAGCAAUCAGUUUGAGUUUCCUGAUAAAGCUGUUUUAGAUUCCACAAGAAUCAUCAUAACAACAACUGCUGUGGCUCGUUUCUUCCAUGACAUGAAGCUCCCUGAAAACUACUUCAGCCACAUUCUGAUUGAUGAAGCUUCUCAGAUGUUGGAGUGUGAGGCUCUCAUGGCACUGGGCUUAGCAGGUAAAAAUACACGUGUUGUUUUAGCAGGAGACCACAUGCAGAUGGGACCCAAGCUCUUCUCUGUGAAACAAGACAAAUGCUCAGAACAUACUCUGCUCAAUCGCCUCUUCUAUUACUACCAAGCUGAAAACAGUGAUGGCGCCAAACGGGAUGUGAUCAAGGCUAGAGGAGGUGUGCCUCCUCAUCCACACCAACACACCUUGCAGUUCCAUCAUGUAAGAGGAGAAUGCUGUUUGGACCCAACAAGCAUGUCCUGGUUCAAUCCAGCACAAGUUCUAAGUGUCGUUGACAUUGUGCAAUAUAUAUUGGAGCAAUGGCCUCAGGAGUGGGAUGGUAAAGAUCCGGAAUCAAUCUGUGUCCUUUCUCAAGGCAGACAGGUGUUUGAGAUAAGGCAAAGACUGCGUCAGCUUGGACUGCCCCGUUUCACUGUGGAGAAUGCCGAAAAUGUGCAAGGAAAACAGUUCAGAGUAAUAGUGAUUUCCACUGUGCACACCAAGGACAGCUUAUUGGAGACGGACCGGACCUGUCUUGAAUUUUUCAAUGACACACGAGUGCUGAACACAGUUAUGACAAGAGCCCAGUCUCAAAUAUUUGUUGUUGGAGAUGUAGCUGCACUUUCUUGCCAACAGUUCGGUACAUGCUGGAGACUAUGGAGAUCGUACAUAGAGGAUUGCGUCAACAAGGGAAGUGCCCAUAACGUUACGUUGGAUUCUUUGAAACAAGAUCUCCUUGAGAUAUCUGAGCUCUGCAGAAGUGAGGAUGAAGAGAGCAGCGAUAGUGAAUCAACUACAUCUGAAAUAUCAGACCUAGAAGACCCAAUACUUCAAGAGCUUCUUGAUGAGAGCAAAGACAUCAACGUUCCGUUGACAGAGGAGGGCUUGUUUCCAGUUUUUCAACAUGAGCAAUUUGUCAGUAGUGUUAGCAACCAAAUUGCAGAAGUAGAAGAAGAGCAACUGUUGACUAACUCUAUCAUACGCAAACACUGUGAGCUGGUCAUAGAGUAUUAUGACCGUGGCUAUGCAAGACCACUUAAUGAGCCCACUCUGAGAAUCGAUAUCAAGGGUAGAAAGAAUAUUGGACAGGCAUUCCCUGGAGACAAGGUAACAGUGGAGAUCCUGAGUGAGACAUCAAAUCCUCCCAUGGGAAAAGUGAUCAACAUCCUUGAAAGUGCGGAUACUGUCAAAGAAUUUGUCUGCACCAUUGAAAGAUAUGACAAUCAGGUGAUGACGCCUAUCAACAAAUGCAUCACCAAAAUUUACACACCAUUUUCAAAGGACAAACCAGACCACGUUGCUGUAAGAAAUCCAGAGAACCGCAAAGUAAAGCGUUUCAUCAAAAUAAAUGAAGAAGCACGUAGAAAAUAUCUCUUCGUUGUCAGAGUCCUUAUGUGGAGAAAGACUGGCGGUAUCCCCUUGGGGACAGUUGUGGAAGUGUUUCCCAAAAUCACAACUUUAGAUAAUGGACUGAAUAUACUCAACAUAGAAUAUCAGUUGAGGAGAACAUUUUCGUCAUCUUUGAGAAGUCAGAUGCAAGACAUUCAAGGUCUCAAUUUAUUUGAUAAAGGACGAAAGAAUUUUCGCAUGCUCCCAACAUUCACCAUUGAUCCUGCUGAUUCACAAGACCUUGAUGAUGCAAUCAGUGUACGGGAUUUAGGUGAAUGCUAUGAAAUAGGAGUUCACAUUUCUGAUGUUGCAAGUUUUGUGGCUAAAGACAGUGAACUGGACAAAUAUGCAAGACAGCUGUGUACUACAUUCUAUCCCAGUGGGAAGGAGCCAAUACACAUGUUCCCUAAAGAACUAAGUACCAAUUUCUUCAGUUUAAUCCCUAACCAAGACAGACGAGCCAUCUCCUUGAUAAUUCAAGUAGAUACUAAGACACACUGCAUAAAGGAAAGUUCAUUUUGGAAGUCUGUCAUUCGCUCCAAGAAGAAAUUUUCCUAUGAUGAAGCUGAGGACAUCAUUGAAAAUCCUCAGAAUUCUGACCAGCUUCAAAUCUGCCUUGUGAAAGCAUGGAACUUUGCUGAGGUCCACAGGAGAUUGAGAAAACAGGACGACUGCUACUACAAACAGCCAGAUGAAGACGUGACUCUGGGAAGAAGACAAUCUCACCUAAUGGUGGAAGAGAUGAUGAUCAUGUUUAACCACAUGGCUGCUGAACGUCUUCUGUUUGAUGAAACAACAAGGAGCAUAACUCCACUGAGGUGCCAGGACAGGCCAAACAAUGAAAAGCUUACUGACCUUUUUGACAAAAAUGCCUCCUUGAUUCCACUUUCUGUUCACUUCUCCAGUCAAGUUCAUGAGUGUGUGUCUCAUGAACUGAAUAACCAAGGUUUGAUCCACCGCAGAGCCAUGCCAAACCCUCAGGCUUGCAUUUCUGAUUCUGAAACCUUCCCCAUAUUAAAAUCUGUUUUGAGAUGCCUGAAGACAGCAGCAGAGCAGGAAAAUAUCUACAAAAUAAUUGACUUUAUUGCAACUGAUGAGAUUCACCCCCAACUUCUCCCUUUUGCUGUUGCAUUUAGGAGACUGUUUCACAAAUCAUGUAUUCUGCGCUCAAACUCAACACAUGUCUCAAGAAUUGGGCACUAUGAUUUAGAUCUUGACAGCUAUACAUGGGCGUCAUCUCCAAUCCGCCGAUAUACAGAUGUCAUUGUGCAGCGUCUUCUUCAUUCUGUGAUUGGCAAGACAAAUGUUAGGUACACAGCUCAUGACAUUGACCUGUCUUGUAUGGAAUUUUCCAGGAAAAACUACCAACAGUCAGCAUAUGAGAGGAAAUCUAAUGCUCUACGUUUUGCAUUACAACUGUCGACCCAAAGCGAAAGGAAGGUGGCCUACAUUGUGGAACUCAAUGCAUCAGGGACAAAUCCAGUGAUUGUCUUCAGUAUGACAUUUAGCUAUGUGUCACUUGUAAAGCAGCAGUUACACAAUUCAGAUUUAAAUAGCAUCACAUUAUCAACAUUACUGCACUUUAACAAAUGUGUUGCAGGUCAUCUCCUAAAACUUCGAAAUCAACUUAGACCUCUCAGAGUCUACAGUAAUCAGAUGGAGAUGUUGGAAUUUCCUUACCCAGGCUGCAAUCUGAAGCAGUCACGCAAUUCAAAAAGAGGCGAAAAACCCAACACAGAGCUUAGCUCCAUUGCACUUCACCACCUGAUUCGAAAAGAUGGCAACCCAUUCUCCACACAAAUACUCGCUUUUGAUCUGAAAAUUGGAAGAGGAGAUGAACUCACUAAUGAAGAAAAGAAAUUCUACAGAGAAACCCUCCAAAAGGCUCGAAAACAUGAAUUACUGCGGCAUGAUGUCAUCUUGUGCACUUGCACAGCAGCCUCACACCCUGCCUUAGCUGAUGCCCUCGACUUCAAACAGAUCAUCAUUGAUGAAUGUGCCAUGGCAACUGAACCUGAAGCCUUUAUUCCACUAGUGGCUCAUAAGCCUGAGCAGAUUGUUCUUCUGGGCGAUCAUAUGCAGCUGCAACCUGUAGUCCACUGUGAUGUGGUGGAGCGAUUGGGAAUGAGCAAAUCUCUUUUUGAACGUUACAUGGAGAAAGCACUCUUGCUUGACACUCAGUACAGAAUGCAAGAAGACAUUUGUGCAUUUCCAUCUAAGGAGUUCUAUAAAGGAAAGUUAAAAACUGGAACAUCAGCCAAACCAAGUCUCUUCCUAAGUAAAUCAAGGAAAACAUGCAUUGUCUUUGGUCAUGUUGAAGGAAAGGAGAAGAGUCUGGUGGUCCGGACUGAACGGGGGAAUGAAAAUUCAAAGGCAAAUGUGGAAGAGGCAAAAGAAGUGGUACGGAUCGCCAUUCUUUUGACUGAGGCUGGGAUAAACAGAAAGGACAUUGCCAUUCUCACACCAUACAAUGCUCAAGUGGCAAGUAUUAAUGAGCUCCUGUUUGAAAAGGGUAUACGUGAUAUCACAGUCAACACCAUCAUGAGGAGUCAAGGAAGUGAAUGGAAAUAUGUCAUCAUGUCAACUGUGCGCUCUUGUCCCGAAUCUGAAAUAGAAAAACAACCAACCAAAUCCUGGAUUAUGAAACAACUUGGAUUCAUCAUGGACCCACACCAAGUUAACGUGGGCAUUACCAGGGCACAAGAAGGCCUGUGCAUCAUUGGUAAUGAGAACUUGCUGCGAUGCAAUGCAUUGUGGAGAGGACUUCUGGAUCAUUAUAAGGAGAAAGAAUGUGUAGUGAAUCCCACCCGGAACAUCCAGGUUCAAAAAGCCACUAGAAGUCUGGGAAUGAAGAAAACUGCUAGAAGAUGAUGUGCUUCAUGCAGUUUUAUUUUUGUAGCUGCAUUUGCUUUAUAGCUGUGUUAAAUGUGCACUUACAGUAUAUACUCUACACAUUACUUUGUGACAUUUUUUAAAAAUGGACACCAGGGAACAUUGCAUCAUCAGAUCUGUUGGAUACUAGUGCUAUACAUUAAUAUAAUCAUAAAAUAACUACUCUUGAAUGGCCCUUUAGUGUACAUUAACUUUUAAUUAAAUAUUAAAUAUCUUUCAUUUUUGGAGUCCGUUUUAGUCUUGGAAAUUAGAUUGUAUUUACCUAUUUUAAUUUCAGCAUUUUGUGAAAUUCAAGUUUGCAAGUUUCAAGAAAAACACUUUUGCAUUAAAUUUGUUAAAACAAAUCUUAAUUUUGUAUAUAUGAAUACAAAAAAGACCAUUUUACCACAACAGCACCACUAGACUAUGACUAUUGCAAUGUUAAUGUUUGACCACUUAGAGGUGCUGUGAUAGCAUAUAAAGCAGAUCCUAAGGCAAAUUGCAAUUAGUAACUAUAUUACAUAUUUUUAGAUGUUGUUGAAUUAUUUGUAUUCAAUUGUUUUCUGUUGUGUCUAUGAGUGUAUAAUUGUAAUGCAAGAACCUGAAUGUUCUGUAUUUAUUUGUUUGCAUGUAUAAAGAUGUAUCUGUGAAUGUAAUAUAUUUCAUAAUUUAUGUUUACUGUGCAGCUCAUUACAUAAUUUACACAACAGUCGAUACAGGAGCUGCAGAAUGUAUUUCGGACACUGAAGUCACAAAUAAAAAUAUAAUUGAUUGGAUCUGUA